This is a messenger RNA of Exophiala aquamarina CBS 119918, 1998 nucleotides long. RefSeq lists its product as uncharacterized. The transcript has a single exon. Lineage: Eukaryota; Fungi; Ascomycota; Eurotiomycetes; Chaetothyriales; Herpotrichiellaceae. Gene Ontology annotation, cellular component: ubiquitin ligase complex; cytoplasm. The coding region runs from base 1 to 1998 and encodes 665 amino acids. Gene Ontology annotation, molecular function: ubiquitin conjugating enzyme binding; zinc ion binding; ubiquitin protein ligase activity. Gene Ontology annotation, biological process: ubiquitin-dependent protein catabolic process; protein polyubiquitination; positive regulation of proteasomal ubiquitin-dependent protein catabolic process. The record is from RefSeq and is a predicted model, not a curated record.
AUGGCCUGCUCUUUCUUGACCCGCCUUUUUCACCGGCGGCGUUCGACAGCCUCGACAGCCUCGACAGCCACCCCUGCUGCUGCCAAUCCUGCCGCCAGCUCUGCCGCAACGUCCUCCCUUCUGAUAAAUCUUGGCAUUCGUUCUCUUCGCCCUCUCAGUCCUCUAUUGGUGCCGACAGUACCAACACUACCAACAGAUUUCACAUCCGACACUGUCACUGCCCUCGCUGGUCCGUUUGAUGACUCGCAGCAAAUGGCUCAACCAGGUUUUGCUUCACUUAUCAUUAGCAACCCUGGCCUCCUCCCUCACUUGACACUCGCCGAUGUCACUCGCGCCUUCCAGGAUUUGGAGGGAUAUGUGGAUAUCACCACCGACACAGAGAACGUCGGUGAAGAUUUGUGUAUCCGCCAAUGCAUCAUCUCCUUCCGCAACUCCUCCGAGGCGGCCAGAGCCCUCGCUGCUCACCCAGAGCUUAUCACUAACGGCCAGACUUUCUCGGUCAACCCAUUCUCCCAUAACAACAUGGAUAGCGCAGGUAUCGAUAACCCUGCAGACGAUGAAUCGGAACAGCCACAGCAACUGGUAGGCUCACAGCCUGAUGCGAGACGGCGUCCUCGGAAACGCCUUCGGAAGGAUCCCCCUAAGCCACCGAAGCCUCAGUGCAAGGUUUGCUACGUUGAACUCGAUGGCCCUUAUUCUACUCCGUGUCGCAAAUGCAAUUCCCCGCGUUGCUAUGAUUGUCUCAAGACCGAGUUCAAAGUUGCGUUGACGGAUCUGGAGAGAAUGCCAGUCACGUGCUGUGCUAUGGUUGUUCAUCACGAUGUCGCCAAUAAAAUCUUAUCAAUGGAAGAAAUUGACACCUACAAGUUGAAAUUCGACGAAAACAACACCCCAAAUCCUCUCUACUGCCCCGUGCCUAGGUGUUCAACCUUUCUUCCUCCUCGUCUGAUAGCCAAAGGCGCAACCAAAGUUAUCUGUCCCACAUGCCUUGCCAUGGUUUGUACCAUAUGCAAAGAGCAAGCUGGCAAGAACCACGCCUGUGGCAAAGGGGGACAGCGUGAAAUUAUCUUGGAUAAGUUCCACUACAAGAUUUGUCCCAAAUGUGGCACCGGUGUAAUGAAAAUGUAUGGCUGUCCUCACGUCAGAUGCCAAUGCGGCGCUCAUUGGUGCUGGGACUGUCGAAGACCUAUCAACGCUUGCUAUAGGAAGCCUUGUCGUGUGGCAAGAGAAGAUGGGCAAGAGUCGGAACCUGAUGCAAAUGAUUCUGAGUCUGAAGAUGAGCCUGACACUUCAGUGCCUGAUCAGAUGGUGCAGGCCGAGCAGCCAAUGGCAACAACGGAAACCGACAACGUAACAUUUGAGGAAUCUGCUCCUGUUACCGAGAACAUUGUAGUACCAGAAAUGGUGGCGGAAACCAAUACAGCCGAAGCAACCCAAAUCCCCUCUACACUUGCCGAAAGAACCAUCCAACAGCAGGUGAUUGGAGAAGGUCCCACCGAAGACCAAGCUGCAGCCAACACCGAUGCCGCAGCUACAGAACUCGAGAAUUUGGAUGACCCCGAUGCACAGGACUGGGAAAAUCAUUCGGAUGAUUUUGGAGAGGAGCCCAGUGAUGAGUCGUGGGAUAUUUGGGGCUGUCGACACCAGUUCCGGGACUUUGAGAAGCAACACAUCCCAGAUUUCUGGCUAGUGGGUGUCGAUCCAAAGCAGCUUGGUGAUCUGGAAGUAGGUUGCUUAUCAUGUUUCGAGGGUGCCAAAGUGUGGGAAACCAAGCAACCGACGGAAACGGCAGAAGAAACGACAGAAGGCACGAAAGACGACAAGGAAGACAGCGAGCCAAAAUCUUCUCCAAAGCAGAACCUGCUCGAGAAGAAGGUCAACAAGUCCAAGUGUGCUUUCGAGUGUUUGUACUGUGGGGUUGUGUACUGUGGAGGGUGCAAGAAAACAGCGGUAAAAAGGAUGCGGGAUGAGAGGACAGCAAUGGAUGUCGAUGAAUGA